Limulus polyphemus (Atlantic horseshoe crab) is the source of this 1765-nucleotide messenger RNA. RefSeq names its product ribonucleoside-diphosphate reductase subunit M2-like. Gene Ontology annotation, molecular function: ribonucleoside-diphosphate reductase activity, thioredoxin disulfide as acceptor. Gene Ontology annotation, biological process: deoxyribonucleotide biosynthetic process. Gene Ontology annotation, cellular component: cytosol. The record is from RefSeq and is a predicted model, not a curated record. The coding region runs from base 126 to 1169 and encodes 347 amino acids. Lineage: Eukaryota; Metazoa; Arthropoda; Merostomata; Xiphosura; Limulidae. The transcript is spliced from 6 exons.
GCAAUGUCGCAAUGUACACUCCUAGUAGGUGUAUACGAAACAACAUCUGCCUUCUAAGUAAUGGCUGCUUUUAUUUAAUACAAUAUUAACAAAUCGUUUUGCUUCUUGUUAAACAGUAGAUCUGCAUGGAUGUGUGGGAAACCUUGAGUUCACCAAUCAAGCAGGUGCAAAGCACACAAACUCCGGAGAGAAAGAAGGAAGUCAAAGAACUACUUCUGACAAAAAACCCAGGACGAUUUGUAAUUUUACCAAUUGAGUACCCAGAUAUUUGGGAUAUGUACAAGAAAGCAGAGGCUUCCUUCUGGACUGCUGAAGAAGUGGACUUGUCUAAAGACAUUCCAGAUUGGAACAAGUUAAAACCUGAAGAAAGACACUUUAUAAAUCACGUGUUGGCCUUCUUUGCUGCUAGUGAUGGAAUAGUGAUGGAGAACUUGGUAGCACGAUUCUGUCAGGAGGUCCAGAUUACCGAAGCUCGUUGUUUCUACAGCUUUCAGAUUGCAGUGGAGAACAUACAUUCUGAAAUGUACAGUCUCUUGAUAGAUACUUAUGUGAAGGACCCUGAUGAACGGUACAGACUCUUCAAUGCUAUUGAAACCUUACCCUGUGUUAAGAAGAAGGCUGAUUGGGCCCUGAACUGGAUUGAUAACAAUGCUGCCCCAUUUCCUGAGCGACUUGUAGCCUUCGCUGCUGUAGAAGGGAUCUUCUUUUCGGGUUCCUUUGCCUCUAUCUUCUGGUUAAAGAAGAGGGGAAUGAUGCCUGGCUUGACUUUCAGUAACGAACUGAUAAGCAGAGAUGAGGGAUUGCAUGCAGAUUUUGCAUGUCUUCUCUUCAAAUAUAUCGUGAAUAAGCCGUCAGAGGAACGUGUGGUCCAGAUCAUCGGUGACGCCGUGAAGAUAGAGCAGGAGUUUCUGACGGAUGCCCUCCCAGUUGCCCUAAUUGGCAUGAAUUGUGAUCUUAUGAAACAGUAUAUAGAAUUUGUUGCUGACCGACUGUUGGUGGAGUUGGGAUUCAAUAAGAUCUACAAGGAAGAAAACCCCUUUGACUUUAUGGAGCAUAUUUCACUAGAAGGAAAAACAAACUUCUUCGAGAAGAAGGUAGGAGAAUAUCAAAGGUGUGGAGUUAUGGCCAAACGAGAAGAACAUACUUUUAGGUUAGAUGCAGACUUUUAACAAAUACUCAAAAUACAGUUUUUAAAUUUGAUGUUACUUUUAUCUAUUUUAUUCCAGUUUUAAUAUAAUAAGAAAAAAAAAUCACCACAUUGAAGGUGGUGUUUACAAGUCUGUGUUGUAACACUUGUAGCAUCAUAUACUGGUAAAUAUAACAUUUAGAAAAAAAAAAUAAAACAAAAAAAAAAAAACUAAUACAUUUGUAGUUUAUUACUAUUUUUCUCACCACACACUUAGUUGUAAGAGGAACGUUAUCACAAUUUCUAAACAUAAAUAUAUUAAAUCCUAAAGCUUUUAGGAGAAAAUGUGUAUAUCAAGCAUGAUCCUCUAUGUUAAUAAUGCAUAGUACACAUCUUGUAACAAGUUCAGUUGUGCGUGUUUUUAAAUUAACUGUAAACUUUUUAAAUUGUAGCUCUCCACUAUUAUAUCAAACUUUUGUGUAAGUAAACUGAAUGUUAAAUUUUUAUUUUUGAACUUGGUAUAAUGAUGUGGCAUGGGAGUUGUAAGUUAUAUAAGUUUGGUUGAUGUACUAACUGCUUAAGUUGUUUUGGGGGGAGGGUAUAUAUCAUUUCCACAAUAAACUAUCUUUUUUCCUUCUA